AUGUUGUACUACCUGCCCCAGCUGUCAGUCACCUCAGUCAGCAAUGUCACCGUAGGUCCCAUCCUCCUGGGGAUGCUCAUGGCGAUGGCUACUGCUGAAACCACCACCACAAGCCCAGAGAAAACUCAAGGACUCAUUAACUAUCUUCUUGUCGAGAUCAAUAACCUGAAACAGGAGUUCGAUGAGCCAACUGAUGUGUGCAAAAGCGAAGUGGCACUGUCAGAAAACAAAAUGAAUGUUCCAAAAAUUACUGAGCAGGACAAAUGUUUACACACUACAUUUGAUAAGGAGACUUGCCUGCGGAGAAUCAGUACUGGUCUUUUGGAGUUUCAGGUGUACGUGAAAUACCUUCACAGAAAUUUUAAUGAUAAGGCAAGCUCUAAAGCUCUGCCAGUAGGUACCAGAGUCCUCUUUGACAUACUUCACAAAAAGGUAUCUUGUCCAUGUGAAAUAACUGGCCCUGCCCCAGAGGUAACUGCCAGCAUAGAAGAAAAGCUAGAUGCAUUGACUGGGUGGGAGAAGAAAACUGCCAUGCGUCUUAUCCUGUGUGACCUUCAAGAAUUCCUGCAGUACACCCUGAGGGUUGCUCACGUUGUUUAG
This is a messenger RNA of Tupaia belangeri chinensis (Chinese tree shrew), 600 nucleotides long. Its product is annotated as interleukin-6-like. NCBI's taxonomy places the organism in Eukaryota, Metazoa, Chordata, Mammalia, Scandentia, Tupaiidae. Gene Ontology annotation, molecular function: cytokine activity; interleukin-6 receptor binding. Gene Ontology annotation, biological process: cell differentiation; immune response; positive regulation of receptor signaling pathway via JAK-STAT. Gene Ontology annotation, cellular component: extracellular region; interleukin-6 receptor complex. The transcript has 5 exons. The coding region runs from base 1 to 600 and encodes 199 amino acids. The record is from RefSeq and is a predicted model, not a curated record.